AUGCCGAAUCUCAAUGGAAGUCUCUGGAAGUAUCCUAGCAAUGUGGAGUCCCACCGGUACCUUUACCCCACAUUUUUGGCUGGUUCUUCUGUGCCGUCUCUUUCGACGUUGUCUACAUAUUCACUAUUGUCUGUUUAUCUCUCUUCUAUUUCUUCACCGUCCAUCUUCCCCCCUCCCUAUCCUUCAACUCAUUUUCCUUCGUUCUCUUUUAAGCCUUUACAUCUACUUGUACUUCCUCUUCUUUUUUUUUUUUUCGUCUCCUUCAUUUUGCCAUCGCCAAUCUUUUUCACGCAUCGAUGUGUUCUUAAGUCCCCUUUUCUUUCUUUUCUGAUAUUUUACCCUUUCAUUUUUCUUCGCAUCCUCGUCUUCCCCUACAGCGUUUUUCUCUCUCCCUUUUCUGUUGUCUUUGCUUCAUUCCCAUUCGACUUUGUUUCUUUUUUUUCUUCUAAUCCACAACACGUUCUUUCUUUCUUUCUUUCUUUCUUUCUUUCUUUCUUUCUUUCUUUUCUUCUACUAUUUUUACUUCCCUUCGGGUUACUUAUUAUUCAUCUUCCCUUUGUCAUUUUCUUCCUUUCAUUCUUUCUUCAACUCAUUAUUUUCCUUCUUCACUUUUUGUUUUCAUCUUUGAUCGCGUUUAGUCAUAAUCUUUUUUCUUUCUUUUUUCUUCAACUUUCUUCUUUACUUACAUCUUUUUUCCUUUUCUUCAACCUUCUAGCAUCAUAUUAUUUCUUUCUUGCUUUGUUUCCUUCUUUCUUUCUUUCUUUAACUUCAUCUCAUUCUUCUUCUUCUUCUUCUUCUUCUUCUUCUUGCUAUUACUUUUGUUUUUAUAUUCUUUCUUUCUUUCUUUCUUUCUUUCUUUCUUUCUUUCUUUCUUUAACUCUCAUGGCAUUCUUUUCUUUCUUUACUUUUAUUUUCUUUGUUUCAUCAUAUUAUUUCUUUCUUUCUUUUUCCUUCAGCUUCAACUUCUUCUUCUUCUUUUUCUUCUUCUUUUUCUUCUGUACUUCUUUUGUUUUCAUAUUCUUUCUUUCUUUCUUUGUUUCUUUCUUCUACGGUCAUAUUAUUGUUUGUCUUCUUUUUUCAUUUUCAUCUUUUUUGCUUCUUCUUUGCUCUCCAUUCGUCAAGUUUUCUUUCUUUCUUCAACUUAAUCACAUUCUUCUUUACUUUUGCUUUCGUUUUUUCUUUCUUUCUUUCUUUCUUUCUUUCUUUCUUCUUCUUCCAUCCUAUUCUUCUUCUUUUCUUUCACUGACCUUUCACUUUCUUAUCUUGUUUUUCUGCCUUUCUUCCGCCAUCUUUAUUCACUUUGUGAAGUGGCUCGGGAUGACGAGUGCCACCAUCUAUCUAUCUAUCUAUCUAUCUAUCUAUCUAUUGCCUCAAGCCGGGAUCGAAAACCUUACCCUAAGCCAUUGGCGGUCGGCAGGGAUGGAGUCUUUCAUUUUUUCCUUCUUUCAUUCUUUCCUUCUUUCAUUCUUUUAUUCAUUCAUUCAUUCUUUCUUUCUUUCUUUCUUUCUUUCUUCACCAUUGCUAUCUAUCUUUAAUUAUUAUUGCUUUUUUGUAUUUAUUGAGAAUCUUUCUUUACAUAUUUACUUACACUUUCUUCUUCAUUCAACAAAUUAUCUUUCUUUCUUUCUUUUUUCUUUCUUUCUUUCUUUCUUUCUUUUUUUCUUUCUUUCUUUCUCCAGUAAUACUUUCCUUUAUUUCAUUCAUCUUUUCUUUCUAAAUUUCUCCACAAUAUCUUUCUUCAAAUAUACUUGCAUUUUUGUAUUUGUCUGGAAUCCCUUUUCUUUCUUUCUUUUUCUUUCUUUCUUUCUUUCUUUCUUUCUUUCUUUCUUUCUUGCUUGCUUGCUUGCUUUCUUUCUUUUUUGCUUUCUCUCACCCAUUUAUCUUUUUCGGAAUGCAAUUUGUUUUACUUUAAAUUCUUUUCUUUGUUCCAAACGAUUUCCCUUCAUCUAUUUUGAAACAUUUUUCUCUUUGGCAUUUUAUUUUCCCGUUUUCCUUUCUUCAUUAUCCAAACUCGUAUUCCUUCUUUUCGGAAAACACCUUUACAUCUGA
This is a messenger RNA of Acanthosepion pharaonis, 2049 nucleotides long. NCBI's taxonomy places the organism in Eukaryota, Metazoa, Mollusca, Cephalopoda, Sepiida, Sepiidae. The record is from the annotation of a GenBank genome assembly.